AUGACACAGAGGAUCAGUGGACAUAUCAUGUCCACCACCUUGCAAGGUCAGUGUAGCCGCGCAUUGUUGGGCGGCAACACAUCAAUGUACUCAACAAAGUCAACCAUUGAGAUGGCUCAAGAUAUGAAAAGCUUCUUGGAGAUCAAGGACAGAAAGAAUCUACAAGUGUCCAACGAAGAUUGGCUAGUCCUGUUACGGAGUCGCGCCACAGCUGGUCUUCCAGCAUACAUGAACUUUGAGAUCGUGUCAGUGAAUGAUAGCUCGAUACAUGCCAGUAUGCUCAUUGGUGAACAUCAUAUGGCAGCCAAUGGAUUCAUUCAUGCAGCUAGUUUGAUUACUUUGGCUGAUACUACUUGUGGAUUUGGAUGUUUCUCCAAGCUACCAAAGGGCGCUACAGGAUUCACAACGAUUGAGUUAAAGACCAACUUCUUGGGCACAUCCAAAGCAGGUGCAUUGCUAACUUGUGAGGCGCGUCUUGUACAUGGUGGACGUACGACUCAAGUAUGGGAUGCAACCAUCACCGACUCUACCACCAAGUCAACACUUGCACUAUUCCGCUGUACAGAGUUAAUAAUGUAUCCCAAGCCAACGACUACUACUACUCCAUCCAACUAA
Messenger RNA from Acytostelium subglobosum LB1, 615 nucleotides. RefSeq lists its product as hypothetical. The record is from RefSeq and is a predicted model, not a curated record. The coding region runs from base 1 to 615 and encodes 204 amino acids. Gene Ontology annotation, molecular function: 1,4-dihydroxy-2-naphthoyl-CoA thioesterase activity. Lineage: Eukaryota; Evosea; Eumycetozoa; Acytosteliales; Acytosteliaceae. Gene Ontology annotation, cellular component: cytosol. The transcript has 3 exons.